Messenger RNA from Kluyveromyces marxianus DMKU3-1042, 1476 nucleotides. RefSeq names its product MATE family efflux transporter (gene ERC1). NCBI's taxonomy places the organism in Eukaryota, Fungi, Ascomycota, Saccharomycetes, Saccharomycetales, Saccharomycetaceae. Gene Ontology annotation, molecular function: xenobiotic transmembrane transporter activity; antiporter activity. The transcript has a single exon. Bases 1 to 1476 code for a protein of 491 amino acids. The record is from RefSeq and is a predicted model, not a curated record. Gene Ontology annotation, cellular component: membrane. Gene Ontology annotation, biological process: xenobiotic detoxification by transmembrane export across the plasma membrane.
AUGCAUUUAAGUGAAGAAUCAAGAAUAGCGUCCACAGUUAGCAGUGAGUCAGAUUAUGGCUCUACCAACAAUGGUAAAGCUGCCUCCAUUGAUAGUCCAGUCCCAGUUUCUAAUACCAGUGUUAAAUCAGAGGCAUACUAUAUAUUCAAGACUGCUUUACCAUUAGUUAUAACGUUUUUAUUGCAAUCUUCACUUUCAACUACUGCUCUUUUCUACGCCGGUAGGCUUGGGGCAGUAGAACUAGGGGGGAUCUCUAUUGGUAAUGUUACUUUCGCCGUCACUUCUGCAAUUUUCAUUGGAAUAGCAACUUGUUUAGAUACAGUGUGUCCGCAGGCAUUCGGAGCAGGUAAUUAUGAAAUGGUAGGCCUCUACUUUCAAAGGGGAGUGGCAAUUUCCCUUGUCUGCUCGAUACCGAUUACCGCGUUUUGGUAUAAGUCAGAUGUGGUAUUAUCACUUUUAGUAAAAGACUCUGCCAUCGUUACGAUUGCGGCAACUUAUCUAAGAAUUAUUAUCCUAACAAUUCCAGGGUUUGUGGUCUUUGAAUGUGGUAAAAAAUAUUUGCAAGCGCAAGGGGACUUCAUUACGGGUCAAAACAUUCUCUUUCUUUGCGCGCCUUUGAACGUUAUGUUAAACUACCUCUUUGUUAUUAAGCUCAAACUAGGAUAUAUUGGAUCACCAAUCGCCAUAGUUAUAGUUUAUAGUACUAUGGGCUUUUCUUUGAUAGGUCAUAUAUACUAUCAAGUUUAUCGCGGCAAAGACUUCUGUUGGCAUCCAAUCACGAAGGGCUUCUCUGCCAUAUUCACGAAUUGGAAACCCUUGUUAUCAUUAGCACUACCUGGUGUUAUCAUGCUAGAAGCUGAAUUCUUUGCAUUUGAAAUUAUCACCAUAUUAAGUGCCGGAUUUGGCACGCAAAUCUUGGCUGCCCAAAGUAUUGUAGCGACAAUUCAAACUUUCGUAUUCCAAUUGCCAUUUAGUUGCAGUGUUGCUUCAUCGAAUAGAAUUGCGUAUCACGUUGGAUCUGGUAACAUCACCAACUGUAAAGUUGCUACUAAAACUGUUGUUCUAGGUGUUGGUACUACAACAGGUAUUAUCAAUUUUGUCUUUCUAUAUUUUGGACGGUUCAAAGUAUGUUCGCUGUUUAGCAAUGAUCCAAACUUAGUGAAGUUGGCCGCUAGCUUAUUAAAAAUUGUUGCAAUUAAUCAAGUAUAUGAUGUAUUCAACGUUAUGGCAGCAGGUGUUCUAAGAGCUCAAGGUAGGCAAAGGAUAGGAGGCUAUUUGAAUAUUAUUGCAUAUUAUGUUGUCGGUCUUGAGAUUGGAGCGCUUCUUGCAUAUUACUUUAAGAUGCAAGUAAAAGGCCUAUGGUUAGGGCUAGGUUUAGGUAUCUUAACUCUAGCCAUUGGAGAAAACUCAUUCGUAUACUUUUCAGACUGGGUAAGUAUCGUACGGAAAUCAAAAGACUUACAGCAUGAGGUUUAG